Messenger RNA from Clonostachys byssicola, 1599 nucleotides. The record is from the annotation of a GenBank genome assembly. NCBI's taxonomy places the organism in Eukaryota, Fungi, Ascomycota, Sordariomycetes, Hypocreales, Bionectriaceae.
AUGUUGCUCACCUCUAUCCGAAGAGUUGGCCUACCCCCUCGGCCUACUUUAAUGAUAUCGCGCCUACAAAGGCUUCAAGAGAAGAGGAUUGUCCUCGCAGGCGGAGGGGUAACCGUUGUUGCCAUUGGGCUUCUGUGGACAUCAGGCCCCGGAGACCGGGAUCCCAUUGACCCCCGUGAUGCUUCUGCUCUCUCCAAAGUUCCUUUCAGCAAAUUAUUCGCUGGCUGGAUAGCUUUUGCAUUCUGCUCUUCUCCAACAUGGGUUGAUAUGAGUGAAACGCUCUACGCUGUCGUAUCCAAGAUUCCUAUCAUGUCCUCUAUCGCACAUUCGUUUGUGAUGGGGACUUUCUUCACCCAAUUUCUUGGCGGAGAAACGACCGAGGAAUGUACGCCUAAGAUCAAGGCUUUGCGAAAAGAAAGCAUCGGAACACUCCUGGGAUACAACAUUGAAGCAGAGCUGGAUGGAUCGAGAAAAGACCCCAAUCUCAUCCGAGCCCAGACUGAAGAGGUUCUGGCGUCGAUUGAAUCCCAAGCAAGGCUUGCGAGGGAAUUUUACCCAGACACAAGUACAACCAACGGAGACAACCGCUCCUGGGUGCGGAUAAAGGUUACUGGUCUUAUACCUUGCCCUGUUGCUCUUCUACAUGGCUCUGAUGCAAUCUUGGAGGCAAGAAGAGCAAAGGGGCUUGAUCUGGAUGUACCAUACCCUGGGCUACCUCAUGAUGGAGAUUGGGAGGCGGCAGUAAACGGUGUUGCUCCCGUCGACCGUGAGCAACUUCUCAAUUUGUACGGGACCCUCGAUAAGAUCAUGAGAAAGGCCCGGGAAAGCAAUAUCCGCGUUGUGAUUGAUGCGGAGCAAACUUGGUACCAGCCUGUUAUUGACAGUCUCACGGACAGAUUUAUGCAGAUUUAUAACACCUUGGAUGGGGAUAGGCCGGCAACUUGCAUUGCCUCAUUCCAAGCAUACCUCAGGAGAUACCCGCAGCUCCUCAACCAGCAGAUUCUCCGGGCAAAUGAGAAAGGGUACAAGUUGCUCUUCAAACAGGUUAGAGGAGCAUAUAUCAAGACGGAAGGUGAGAGGUGGGCAAAAGAAGGUCGCCACGGCCCAGGGCCCGUUUGGGCGAGUAAGGAGGAGACAGAUGCCAGCUUCAACUACGGCAUAGAGAAGGCACUUUCAGUCAUUCGCAGCCAGAUUAAGGAAACCGGCUCAUCGCGUCUUUGCGCUGUAUUUGCCACUCAUAAUUCUUACAGCGUCGACUUGGGUAUACACCUUCUUGAAAAGUAUGGCAUGGUGGAGAGAAAGACCACCGACGGGAAGUUGAUCAUACCAAACGAGGUCGCGGGAAGUAUUUCCUUUGGACAGAUCUACGGAAUGAAAGAUGAUCUGACGAAUAAGAUUUCUGGGUCUAUUACAACACAAGACGGAUUUCCUCUGGUGGUUAAGUCCAUGAGCUAUGGCGAACUGAAAGAAUGUUUGCCUUUUCUAGCAAGAAGAGCGACUGAAAACAAAGCAGUUCUUGAAGGGAGAGGUGGUGCUAGUGCUGAGAGAAUCAGAUUAGGUGGCGAGCUCAGAAGACGUUUUCUACCUUGGGCUUCAUAA